Sphaeroforma arctica JP610 is the source of this 3507-nucleotide messenger RNA. Its product is annotated as CAMKK protein kinase. Gene Ontology annotation, molecular function: protein serine/threonine kinase activity; ATP binding. NCBI's taxonomy places the organism in Eukaryota, Ichthyosporea, Ichthyophonida. Gene Ontology annotation, cellular component: cytoplasm. Gene Ontology annotation, biological process: protein phosphorylation; intracellular signal transduction. The transcript has 7 exons. The record is from RefSeq and is a predicted model, not a curated record. The coding region runs from base 1 to 951 and encodes 316 amino acids.
AUGGACGCAAAUUACGGAAAACAUUCUGUCAAAAAAUGCGAGGAUGGUCAGAAGAAGAUUUUUGCAUUAAAAAUCGUGCGCCGGCCAGCGGCGCGGCAUCACUUUGGAUCUGCACGAAAAGCUGAAUAUAUGUCUUUCCGAAACGAGGUAGAUAUAUGGAAAACUCUCGAUCACCCCAACGUUGUUCGCUUAUAUGAGGUCAUUGAUGAUGAGAGUAUUAACAAAAUGUAUCUAGUCAUGGAAUACCUAUCCGGAGGAACCAUCGAGUAUGCAGAUGCUGAGGGACAUCCGCUGCUUGAUAUGAAAACGACGAAACGAUACUUCAAAGAACUCAUGAGUGCCUUGGCCUACCUGCACAACCUGGGAAUCAUACACCGGGACAUAAAACCAGAAAAUUUACUGUUAUCUGGUGAAGGGCACAUCAAAAUUUGCGAUUUCGGAUCAGCACAAGCUAGUAGCAUAUCGGUGCGACGUACGAUGGGCAGUCCGGCAUUCUUCGCCCCAGAGUUGUUCCUGGAUGGCUCAAAUGGUUAUGAAACACAGUGGGAAGCUGAGGAUCAGUUGACGGGGGCUGUUGAUGUAUGGGCGGCCGGAAUUACUUUAUAUCUCUUCGUAUACGGACACACCCCCUUUGAGGGCUUAAGCAUGGCUGAAUUACAACGGCAAGUGCUUAAUAACUACCUGACCUUCCCCUGGGAGGUAGACCCUAUGUGCCAAAGCAUCAUUCUGGAAUGCUUACAAAAGUCUAAGGCUGAUAGAAUCGAAGCCUACGAUGUUUUGGAGUGUGACUGGUUUCAGAUGAAAGAUGAGAGUGAAGUCGAGAAUUGUAUUGCGAAUCCUUACGUUGACUGGCUAUAUGGUUUACUUCGUGCACCCUUGAAGGUGUUGGAAAGUAUCUGGGCUAUUACCAAAUGGGUAUUCUUCGGCACGACCGAUGACGAUUUGGUGUAAUGCGAACGAUCGUAGCAGAGGGGUUGUCUGUGUUUCAUUUCUACUGUCAGAUUUUCUCAGUAUGGAGAUCAGUAAAUUUUGCUCAGCAUCCGACCAGAAACUCCAGUAUCCACUUCGUAUUUUAUGCCAGUACUUUGGGUAUGCCUGGUCAGCUUGUGCGAGGAGAGUCAAAGUUGGAAGACCAUAGUCAUAAGAUAUUCAAAUGUGACCUGUCCCGAAAAAUUUAGGAAGUAUGCUGGUACUCAUACUGUCCAUGGACACAUGUGUUUACAUGAUAUUAUUUGGUAAUGACUUCCACCGCUUUGAGAUCCAAUAUGGCUGCUCGUAUACCGACAAUAUUGCUAAACUGUUUCAGCACUUACUGGAUACAUCGAGUGCUUGAAAGCUGCAAAGUCAGUAUGCCUCGAUGUGAACCUUUUGGCAACGUAUUAUUUUUGGAUACUUUUGUGUUAAGGUCGAUGAUAUGCACUAACGUAGAAGUGCUCAUUAUAUGACGAAAGACACCAACACUAAAUCAUACUUCAAGUCGUGUAGCAACAUUUUGCCAUCACGCAUGGAAUAAUAAAUAGCCUCUCUGUUGCACACGAUUAUAUUAUUCAACUUGGCUUCGCGGUCUACCCCCUGCCAAAGUACCACCCCAUCCUGGAACACUAUAUCUAAACUCUCGGCGAAACUCCUGCGGGAAUCAUUCUAUCCUCUAAUUAUAUACCGGCUUCUACAGUCAACUAGCCCUAUUUAAAAUGCUGUCGCCAGACGGCAUCCAGUCUCGUGGGGUCGAGAUUGUUUUUAAUUUUUUGUUGCUAAAUAUGUCCUCUAACGUUCCCAUUUCCUGAUUAUCAUCAUCUCAUAAGCUCCGCAAUGGAAGGCCCCCCUCCCUCCUCCUCCUCCUCCUCUGUCAUAGAUAAGGGCCGUAGUAUAGCUUCCAUCGUAGUUUAAUUUAUUUACUCCUAAUCCUUUCGGAGUACGUUUUCAGCACUCUCUACGGCUCGAACCUCUUCGUCGUCGUCUGCUCCGUGAUCCUUCACCAUCGUGGCUACAAUCCAGGUAGGCGGCACGAAAGCUACAGCCAGCACUAUGCAAAUGAUCAUCUGCCAUUUGUAAAGCAAGCCCUGCCACUCGAGAAUCCAGGAAAUACAUGCACCGAAUGAUUGAAUACCUUUGUAAUAACCAGCAUAACGGGAAAGAACACGUGGUGAAUUGGCAAUCGCCCCCAUUAUCCAGUACGCAUAGGUUUGUACAAUAGAAUCCGCGAUUCCCAUGCACAUGUAUAAAGCCGCUGGGACCCAAUAUACACCGCCAUCUUUAUAGUUAAUUAGAGGUGAUGGCUGGUUGCCCUUGUCGUACCCAUACGAAAAUUGAUACCAAGCGGCAUAUCCCCACUGCGCGAAAUUGAAUCCAGAAAUAAGUAGCAAACCAUACAUGGCACGCUUUCUGCGUCCCAUCAUUUUGGAGUCCAGGAACAGGGCUCCGACUACGUACGCUCCAAUCAUUUGCAUGCCCCAAUAUAUAGCACUGUUUAAACCUCUGGUUUCAGCAUCAAACAAGUUUCCGUUGAUACCGCCAAACUCGUACGUGUAAAACCAAUUCGAUUGGAUGAUCAAAGGAGAUAAUAGAAGCAUGUAUCUGUUGGUGAAUAGUUUCAGCACACUCUUUAUCUCUUCAACUGGCGAUGCAGCCUUGUCGAAUACUACCAGCUGACCGUCCCCCUUGAUGACCUUUGACGGGUGAACGAUAAAAAGAAACGCAAGAACUGCACCCAUAACCAUCAAGCCGCAGAACAUGAAGUAUGUUGCUGCGUUGACACCCGCAGCGCCAUCGGACCCCAUGUUCAUGAAGAAAGUAAUGAGACCGCCAGUAACACCGCCCAGAUUGAAGAUUAUCCAGAAGAUAGCUGUGAACAUUCCUUUCUUGUCUUCAGUAGAGUACGAUAGCGUCAUAGCGCCCUGUGCUGUCCAUAGACAACCCGCUCCGAUACCCAGAAUGCCGGAAGCAGUAAUAGCCAUGGCGGCAAACGAGUCAUCUUGUCCCCAGAGAUAAACGGAAAUGGCAUAAAAACAAUAUGUGAGACCACCAAGGACCAUGAGCAAUUUGUUUCCAAGCAAAUUAAAUAACAGUCCUCCGAAGUAUCCGAAAACAGUGAAUGCGCCAUACAGUGCGGCAUUCAUAGCAGCAGAGACGGACGGAUCACUGCCUCCGGCAUUGCCCAACCCUUGCAUUGCAUUGAACAUGCCCGGGCAGCAGAAGCAUACCAGACCCGCAAUAAUAUUCUGCGUGAACCCGCUUAAGAAAAUCUUCGGUAGUGGAAAAUCCAGCUUUCUUGCGAAUGCGGCUGAGACAUUAUUAUUGUCCUCUGCAAAAGUACCCCGGACAUCUUGAGCAUUUGUGACGAUGUCUAUAUCUGAAGACGAUGCCUUCUUAUUGUCAACUUUAAUUGGGUUGACUCCUGUCAUUGAGAUGUUGAAAUAUUUUAUGUUACUUUCAGUAUUAAAACUGUGUACCUCAGUGAAUGAAGCGCUGUCUGUAUAUAUAGCUUGCUGCGGAAACUAAAAACUAUCA